This is a messenger RNA of Pocillopora verrucosa, 3404 nucleotides long. NCBI's taxonomy places the organism in Eukaryota, Metazoa, Cnidaria, Anthozoa, Scleractinia, Pocilloporidae. The record is from RefSeq and is a predicted model, not a curated record.
AUGGACAUUUCAACAGAAGAGAGUUGUAAAAGUGAUGAUCCUUCAGAAAAUAAACGUAGAAGGCUAGCAGUUAAGCGAGGAGUUCCCAGCGACGAAGAGUUAGAGUGGCUUUCGCAGAAACUCGAAAAUUGGAAGGUAGUCGGGCGUCGUCUAAAAAUUGACACGCCAACAUUAACGGCGUUUGAUAUGGAAAAUAGCGGAUGGUUUGAAAAAAGUUACAGAAUGUUACUACAUUGGAAAGAGAGGAAUGUCUCAACUGCAACAUACACGAUCCUACAUGAUGCACUGUGUCAUCCAUUGGUUAAACGCACAGAUUUAGCUGAGCAACUUAUGACUGACAUUUCAACAGAAGAGGAGAGUUGUAAAAGUGAUGAUCCUUCAGAAAAUAAACGUAGAAGGCUUGCAGAACCGUUGAAUGUUGAGAAGUGCCAAGAGAAGCUAAAAUCUUAUUAUGACACCUUUAGUAAGGUGAAAAUCGUUCCAUGGGACGAAAGCUCUUCCAUUGAGAUUGAUGAGAUCUACACACCUUUGAAUUGGGUGAGAGAUCACAGGAAGCCCAGCGGAGUGACACAAGAGGAACUUGAAGACUAUACCGACAUGUUCAAGGGAAAACAUACACGAAUGCUUGUUUAUGGUCGGCCAGGAAUUGGAAAGAGUACUUUUUGUAAGAAGGCUGCAUAUGAUUGGUCGAAAACCUUAAAAGAAAUCCUAAAGAACUUUGGCAUUUUGCUUCUGAUUAAGUUGAGAGAUGUGUGUGACGUGGGAAACAUCCGUGAUGUUUUACGUGCGUCUAAAUUGCUGGCCAGUGAUGGUCCGAUCUCAGUUGAUAGUCUCUAUGAUUACAUAAUUAACAAUCAAGAUGAAGUGCUCCUUAUUUUGGAUGGCUACGAUGAGUACAGCUUUGCAGAAGAACACUCACCCAUCCUUGCAAUUUGGAAGGGUGAGCAACUAAGAGAUUGUCACGUCAUUGUCACCACGCGUGAACUUGCAUGUGACAAGUUAAGAGGCCCGAGUCACGUUCAGUUAGAAAUUCAAGGAUUCAAAAGCUUGGAACGAAUAGAAACCUUUGCGAGAAAAUUUUUGGCAGAUGAACAAGAUCCUAACGAGUUUAUGCACUACCUAAGUGAAAAAGAUCUCGUUGACAUGGCAGAAAUACCUCUCCUCCUACUGAUGUUGUGUAUUUUGUGGAAAGAGAAACAUCACGUGGGACUGCCAAAAUCACGGGCCGAUAUAUUCACACAAUUCAUUCAAACUAUGCUGGAUCACAAAGAUGGAAGUCACCAGCCUAUGCCAUUUCAGAAAGUGACCUCAACAGAAGCUAAAGAAGACUUUAGUAAUCUUGGAAAGGCUGCCUUUGAAGCACUUCUACAAGACCGUCUUUACGUACGCUGCAGCGAACUCCCCCGCAAUAUUUCAAGAAGUUUUGAAAAAUUAAGAGAAGUUGGGCUUUUCCAGAUUGUCAAUCUUACGAGUCUCAAUCCUGAGAAAGGGGCCUAUUUCAUUCAUAAAUCCGUCCAGGAGUUCCUUGCAGCCUGGCACAUUAAGGAGGAGGUGUUAUCGAUGAAAGGAGAAAGUGCGCCUAGCCUUUCCAAAGUUGAAUCAUUUGAAAAGAUCGUGAAGAUGAAUGAAGUUCUGAAAUUUGCCUGUGAGCUGUCAACAGAAGCCGCUUACGCAGUUUUCCGUCAUGUAGCGUCUGUUGGAAGAGAGGAAUCAUUCCGAACCGAACCGUUGUCUCAACAUCAAGAACUUUGUCGUGGGCUUAUCUCGCACAGCUACUUUUGUUGUUCGGCCGAGAAGAGGCGAGAUCUCUGCUCAGUGUUUCCCUCUUAUACCGGAGGUGUUUUGUUUCUUGAUUCUAACAAGCUGAACAUCACUGCAAAAGAACAUUUGCUGAAAUCUGGCAUGACACCCAACGUUAUCUUUUUUCCUCCCCUCGAAAAGUCUUCAGAGAAAAGCUAUCAAAACUUGAUCACUGUAGCAGAGGACACAGAUGCUGUAUUUUUUAGCCGUUCGGGCGAAAAGAAAGCCGCAGAUUUGUUGAAGAAAUUCCCGCGUCGUCCUGUGAGCGAGUUCUUUUUGAGGAGAGAGAGAAAAAUCAUCGUUUAUGUUUGUUGUUUAUGGAAAGAAGUUUAUGGCACUUUUCCGACUGAAAUGCUGCGAGAGCUCAUUUCGCUAACAGAAGAGUCUACUCGAGUGAAGCGUGUUGGUGAUCCGUUGAAUGAACAAGACAACGAAACAACUCCGUGUUUGACUCAGAACACUUUUAGCAUCACUGAUCUGACUCCUCAGAGUCUUUCCCGUCUGAUUAAAAUUCUUAUUUACCACAUUGAAAGGCAAGAGAUGAAGAUGCUAACUGAUUUCCUACCUCUUUUCACUGCUCUGCAAUGUAUAGUUAUUACUGGCAAACCCUUUGAAAUCAUUGAUGCUCAGUUGACAGAGACCCUGGUGUCUCGUAUCAUCUUCAAUGACGGACUUGACACAUUAAGCCUUCAUAAUAUCAAUUUAACAGCCAAACCUGCCGCAGCUAUCGCUAGAUCUCUGCACCAGGCUCCUGGCCUGCGCGUACUCCAUUUGUCAGAAAACCCUCUUGGUGAAGGAGUAAGUGUUCUCACUCAACAUCUCAGCCGUGUUCCUCACCUGAUAGGGCUGUACCUUAGUAAUGUUAAAAUGACAAAGCAACAAGUGAAUGAUUUGAGUGCAGCUGUACGUCAGAGUAACAUCAACCUUUUGCAGACACUCUACCACGAUGACGAAGGGAAUGUCAAACCUGAAGAAGAAUGGCCAACAGAUGAGUACUGGAGUGAUUAUUGGUGGGAAUCAGAAGAAGAGUCAGAUCCUGGGUCAGUUACUGACUCAGGUGAUGAGGAGGAGCCUGGGUCAGUUACCACCUCAGGUGACUAGGAGGAUCCUGGGUCAGUUACUGACUCAAGUGACAAGGAGGAUCCUGGGUUAGUUACCGACUCAGGUGACGAGGAGGAGCCUGAGCAUAUAAGGAAAAGUAUGGGGAAAGAAACAUGGUCGAUUUGCUAUGAUAAAUAUUUCGAAGUAUGAACAUUUCACAAGUAAAAUCAUUAGAACUUACUCACUGGCUGUUUCAGGCCUGCUCUGUUUGUGCAACAGCUCACGUGAAGUCUCAUGCUGCAAUCCAUCAAGUAGAAGAGGAUAACGGGAUUUAUGGGACGGCAUUGAAAGUCACCCACCCCACCCCACCCCCCCCCCCUCCAACUCACCACGAGGCCUCUAUUUCUCAUAUAUCUCCUAGUGGUAUCUCAAGAUUUCCAAUUUCCUGUCCUUCCCUCCUUCUCGGAUUCUAACUUCCAAAUGGUUUUCUGUUAGAAAAGCCUCGGUCAAAUUCAUCAAUUUGCAAACUAUAGUGGAAGGGGGACCGUGCGAUAUUUUUGUAA